AUGACCGAAAACUUUCCUCUUGUGUCUUACCAUUCCACCCCCUCUCGCGGCACGUAUCCCGCAAAUGUAAAGCCAGCCAUAGGAGAUACGCUAACAAGUUCAGAAACCCCACCCACCUCAUACACACCAGCCACUAACUCACCGUCCAUCGAAACACGUGCCACCACAUAUGAAGAACUUAUCCAGUCGCUUGAUGUACAAGCGGACAGCUUGCAGUACCUCCCUUCUGAAGCUGAAGUUGACGAACUCUUUGAUGAAAUUCAUGAAGGAUCUUCGCUGAAGCCAUCGAGUCGUUGUUCCAGCACUCCGAAGCUUGCAUUUGGCACAUAUCGGGAAGAUAGCAUCCACACAGCCCAGGUCUACGUCUAUCUUCGUUCUCCCUCGUUCAGAAAUACUGAGCCGUCCAUGGUGUUUGGUAAGCGUUUAGCAAACGCCAAAUAUAUCGUCAUGAACACCAAGGACAUCAAUUGUGCAGACGGUACGUUUCAAGCCAACAAGUUUUGGAGGCCCUUUACCGAGAACGGCAAGCCCGAGCUCGAUGUAAUGAAGGCUGUUCUGAAAGCUCUCUUCAUUUGCAAAGGUAUUACUCUAUCGGCUCCAAUACCAGUGGUUGGCUCAACUUUCCGUUCAAACUUGGUCCUAGGAUGCGAAAUGUUCAAGAUCUCCAAGCAGAGCCGUAGUGUUUCAGAGAAGACGUCUUCUAAGCAAGUUAAUAAGAGCACGAAUGCAAUGGAUGUACCUAGUACACAGUUCUCAUCGCCAGCCAUGUCAAGCACCUUAUCAACAACUCCUCCGGUCAUACCUACGGCUCAGAUGUACAGCCAAAAUGAACGCAGCUCCCAUGUAAAUGCCGAUAGACCUCUAGUCGUUCAUUCGAGCAAGAAGCAUCGUGAUUCGCGACUCACUACCACUGAACAGGGUACAAUCAAAGUUAAAGCCAACAAAAGUGUAGCUGCCAGUAAGCUUUCCGCGCUUGAUGACCCGAAUCCAGACUUUCUCUUCUUUCCUGAAAAUCAGCUAGAAGAACUUGAGGAAGAACCUCUCUUUAUUCCUGAAUAUUAUCCAGAAGAACUCCAGGAACCAUCUGUCUCUAAAAUUACUACUCCAGAGCCUAGCAAACGUAUCAAAACCAUCCUUGAGUCGCUCUCAGCCUCACGUGAUAAUCGGAAAGACCUUACGAAAAAAAUCGAUGAAAUGUCAGCUCAGGUAGCCCGUCACAUUGCUACUCUCGAAGAGCUUCGUCGAGAAAAGGAGCAGUUCGAGGCUGAAUAUGAGCGUAAGAGACGAGCGCUCGAGGAAAGGAUCAGUGUUGAGGAUCAAGAUAUGGCUGGUAGGAUGGCUGAGAUUGAGGCAAAGUCUCAAAAUGUUCGAGAGGAGCUUGAGGUUGAGAAACGACAGCUGGGCGUAAUGACUCCAGAGAUGAUGGCUGUCUGGGAGUUGUCUCGUAAGUUUGCGUACGACGAACUUGGCAUGGAGGAAGGGUCGCCAUCAAAGCGUCCGAAGACUAGUCACUAG
Messenger RNA from Bipolaris oryzae ATCC 44560, 1515 nucleotides. RefSeq lists its product as uncharacterized. Lineage: Eukaryota; Fungi; Ascomycota; Dothideomycetes; Pleosporales; Pleosporaceae. The coding region runs from base 1 to 1515 and encodes 504 amino acids. The record is from RefSeq and is a predicted model, not a curated record. The transcript has 3 exons.